Onthophagus taurus is the source of this 7221-nucleotide messenger RNA. RefSeq names its product Protein phosphatase Slingshot. Lineage: Eukaryota; Metazoa; Arthropoda; Insecta; Coleoptera; Scarabaeidae. The record is from RefSeq and is a predicted model, not a curated record. Gene Ontology annotation, biological process: protein dephosphorylation; negative regulation of actin filament polymerization. Gene Ontology annotation, molecular function: actin binding; phosphatase activity.
GCUCGGUUUAAAUGAACUUUAUUAAAAAGAAACGUACUCUCUUCUAUAUCUCUCUUAUAAUAAUAAUAAUAAUAAAUACUGAAUAAGUUUUUUUUAUAAACUCUAGAUUCAUAAGGAAAUUUGUUUUCCUAGUGUUAUUGUUAAAAUGACUAUCUUCGUGUCUUAGUUUUGAGAUUUAAGAGUGGUGUGUGAAUAUGUUGCAUAUUUUGCCACCGCCAAGGGCUCCGAACCCUCCAUCGCCGUGGGAUAGCAUACUAUGCGCUGCCAGAAGCAACGCCAAUACUGAUCGACCACCAUGGUCCAAAACCAAAAGGUCUCUUAGAGCUCGCAUGCGUAGCCUAACACGAACCGAAGAAUCUUCUCUUGGAGCGCCAGGAGACGAUGUUGACACAUCAAGGAGUUCGAAAAGUCUCAGCGAAUGUUACUUUGCUGGAAAGGGUACGGCACUCGUGUUGCCGGCAGAGGCUCACAAGUCUAGUAGACGAACCGGUGCCAAUGGCAGUAAAAUUCAAAAACACCUGCAGUCUAUGUUUUAUCUUUUACGACCUGAAGAAACGUUGAAAAUGGCCGUCAAACUGGAAAGCGUUCAUCCCACUAGAACUAGGUAUUUGGUUGUUGUAUCCAGGAUUGGCGUUAAAGCUGAAGAAUCUUGUCUUUUGGGGAUCGAUUGUAAUGAAACUACAACCGUCGGUUUGGUAUUACGCGUUUUAGCCGAUACUAAAAUCACUUUGGAUGGAGAUGGGGGCUUCAGCGUCACCGUGUGUGGGCGGCACCAUAUAUUCAAACCGGUGUCCGUGCAGGCGAUGUGGUCUGCCCUUCAAACAUUGCACAAAGUAAGUUCGAAGGCACGGCAAGAAAAUUAUUAUCAGGGCGGAGUGACCCACUCGUGGGUGAGUUACUAUGAGGAAAGGAUUGAAUCGGAUAGAUCUUGUCUCAACGAAUGGCACGCAAUGGACAACCUGGAGUCCAGGAGGCCACCUUCCCCCGAUUCGGUUCGCACAAAACCAACAGAACGGGAUGAAACGGAAUGCGUCAUCCGGUCCACUCUGAAAGAAAUUAUGAUGUCCGUCGAUCUGGACGAAGUAACCAGCAAAUAUAUUAGAGGUAGACUCGAAGAAGAUCUCGAUAUGGAUCUUGCCGAGUAUAAACCUUUCAUCGACCAAGAAAUGCUUGUUAUUCUCGGCCAAAUGGAUGCUCCCACUGAGAUUUUUGAUCAUGUUUAUCUCGGUUCUGAAUGGAAUGCUUCUAAUUACGAAGAAUUACAAAGAAAUGGAGUUCGACAUAUUUUGAAUGUAACGAGAGAAAUCGACAAUUUCUUCCCAGGAAAUUUUGAUUAUUUAAACAUUCGAGUUUACGACGAUGAAAACACGGAUUUACUAAAACAUUGGGAAGACACCUUUAAGUAUAUUUCAAAAGCACGUCAGCAAGGGUCCAAAGUUCUUGUACACUGCAAGAUGGGGAUAAGCCGUUCGGCUUCUGUAGUUAUAGCGUACGCAAUGAAAGCUUAUAAUUGGGAUUUUGAGAAGGCAAUGAGACACGUGAAAGAUAAAAGAAAUUGUAUCAAACCCAAUACUAGUUUUAUGAAACAACUGGAAACGUACCAAGGAAUGUUAAUAGCCAUGAAGAACAAAGAGAAGCUACAAAGAUCUAAAUCGGAAACGAAUUUAAAAUCGCCGGAUUCUACGAGAAGUAGCGAAAAAGUUUUAGUUGGUAGUGAACCAACUCCAAUCGUACAAUCUCAAAAUUUAAUGAAACUACAAAAUCAUAAAUCAGGACAUGAAUUAAGACAAACGGGUAGUAGACCUAAAAGUUGGUCGCCAGAUAUAACGACUGAAAGUAAUUUAUUACAAGAAACUAAGUUGCCGCAAGUUUCGCGAUCGUUAGAAAAUUUAACUCAAAAAUUAGAACAAAACGAAUCUCAUCAAAAAAAGGAACAAACAAGUUUAAGAAAAACGUUAGCUAAAAGUUUAUUAGCAAGAAACGUGUUGUUACCGUGUGAUAACGGGGAAUCUUAUAGUGUCUCUCCAAAUCAAAUAAUGCAUUUGCCUGGUUCGAAGGAAAUUGAACAACCUCAAUCGGUUAAAGAAAGAAUCAGCGAGUUGGAAUCUCAAAAAGAAAAGAAAAAGAAAAAAGAAAGUGAAAAGAAAAAGCUUGUAUUAAAUCUUUUGCCACAGUUUAAUGAAGUAAAAGACGAUGGCAAAAAAGAUGAUGAUAAAAAGGGCGAUAAAAAAGAUGAUGAUGCAAAAGAUGAUAAAAAAGAAGUGAUCUCAGAAGAAAUGCAAUUAAAAAGUGCACCGUCUGUAUUAAGAGCGGUUUUAGUUAAAAAAGAACAAUGGGAUCCAGGAGAGAAAGAAGACAAAACGAGCGCUUCAACUGAAAAUACCUGUGAUGUACAAUAUAAUUGUGUUAAAAGUGAUGAAAAACAAACUCUUUCAAAUAAUUCUUCACUAAUCGUACCUAACCCAAAUGAUAAUGCUUGCACUUCUAAUAAUAUAGUUCCUGAUGUACAAUUGCGCACAAAAACAAAAAAAGAUGGUGAUCCUUUCUCAAAUCAAUUAGAUAAAGUUUUUGAUCGAGAAGAAAGAAAACAUCAAAGACAUUCAGCCGCUCCAACAAUACCUAUACAUCACGAAUCAGACGAUAUUAAAGAUAGCCCAUCAAGACAAAAUUCGUGGAGUUCAUACGAUAGUGCAGUUGUUCUUGGAUAUCAAGGCGAAAAGAGAGACACACCAUCAAGACAUAGUUCAUGGGGAUCCGGCGAUACGCGAACAUUACCAUCAAGAAAUAGUUCUUGGGGAUCCUACGACAUAAGAACAGUACCGAAUUCCGCCGAUAUACUCGAUUCAUCUUCAAGCGGUUUAUUUCAAUAUAGCAAAGAUGAAUUUCCUUGGUGUCCUGGAACCGUGCGAAGAACAAAACAAAAAUUGGAAGAUGGAAAAAUUCAAAACGAUAAUAGUGAGAAUAAUGCAAGUAACAAUAGUGAUAAUAUAGUGGAAGCUUUGAACGCGACUUUAAUUAAUAAUAAAACAAAAAAUGAUGAAAUUGAACGGUUUCAAUCGAGUGCCAUAUCCGCGAAAAUUAAUAUUGUUCAGCACAAAAAAAAAUCUUCACACGCAUCAUCACAAUUAUCAGUUAGCGCUCCCGAAACUUCAACGAUGGAGUUGGUGACACAAGAUUGCUCUCUUUCACGAUCGGCAUCUAACGUUUCGAAUUUAUUACAAAAUGACGUGUCUAGUCCUAACAUUAUUAGCACAUCACAAUGUUCGUCCGUAAAACAGCACAAAACGUACUUAGAAAAUUUACAUAAAAACCCUUUUAGUAUUCAAGAAAAGAAAAAAAACGAUGAACAAACAUCGAACAUUUUAGGUAUCGUAAGAAAUCGUAAAAAGGAAUUUGAAGCAAAAAACAAUAUUGAUCCACCGAAAGGUGGAGGUAGUUUACCGUCUUCACCAAUUUUAGAAAAAGAUCGUAAAGAUUUAAAUAAUAGUGGAUCUGAUACGGGUGAAGAUUUAAAUUUAAAAAAAUUAAUUGGUAAAUUUGAGAAUGCUAAAGAAAAUCAAGAAACGGUUAACUUACGUACGAAAACAUCACCGAAACCAUUCACAAAAAAUUUACGACAUUCGUGUUAUGAGGUUUCCGUUGAAAAAAAUUCCGUUAUACCAAAUUAUAAGACUUCUUCAAUUGUAGAAAACACCGACGAAUAUAAACGACCGCCAAUUUCCCCGUCGAACAUGGUGAUAUCAACGGUGAUAUCGACGGCUGCCGUCAAGAAACAACAACAAUUUGGAAAAAGUCAUCCGUUGGCGCGAUUAAAAAUAAGGCCGAGACACAACAGCCCCGUUUUCAAUACUAUGUAAAACGCUCAAAUCGGCAUACGGCUGUGAACCAAUCACUACAAACAACAAUAAAUAAUAUAAAAUUAAAACAUGAAGGUAUCGAAUUAUUUUCGUAGUAGAAAUUUUGUGUGGAUCCAUUAUCAAACUGUUUUAUUAAAAUUAAUUACGAUCAAAAUCAACAAAAAAAAAUGUUUGAAAAUAUAAAUAUCAUUGUUUUGUGCUUCCUCUCGACUUUUCGUUUUAAGCUUGUAAAUAUAUUCUUUAAUUAUUUCGUAUGUCGUUGAUUUAUUUUUCUUUCUUUGGAAUAAAUUUUCUAUUAAAUUAUUAUUUAUACUAUGUUCAAUGAAUCAUCAUAAUACAUCAGUGUGUUUUUUUAAAGCUUUAAUAUUCAUAUAAUGUUGAUUUCCAUGAAUAUCUAAUUCGAAAAGUUUAGCAGCGUGUUAUGGUGAUUAAACCAAUUCAUUGAGAGUAGUAUAAUUAAUUGAGAUGAUUUUCUGCGGAUCAUUUUGAAAUUACUUUGCAACUUUUUAUUUUGCACCUGACCAAUUUUGUAAUGUGACACGAAUUUUGUUUCAUAAAAUAUUUUGAGUAACUUUUUUGCAGAUUAAUGAUUUUGAAAAAUAUAAUUUAUUUAACUAGUUGAUUUUCUAUAAAAUAACUGGACUCAACUUUUUGUUCACUUCUUGAUUCUCACACAACUGAUUGAGUAAGAAUUUGAGCCAAUAUAAUUUUUUUAAUUUCCUCUUUGUGAUCUGUACUCUGCAAUGUUUCGAUUUUUUAUCACAAAAAUAAAGUUUGUCAUUUUAAAUAUAAAACGUACGUCGAUUUGCAACUGCACAAUAAUCACAUUAUUAAUUGUAAUUGUCGCACAAACUACUGUGUCAAAUGUACAGCAAGACUGGCACAAUAUAAUUAAUUCUAAUUUUGAAGAAAUUCUUUACAGCAUAAGUAACAAUUAAUUUACUUUUUUUGCUAUAUUUAAUUAUUUUGUAAAUUAUUUGGGAUAAGUUAACUUGUAAAAGCCAAUUAGGCAAUUAUGAUCCUAUUCAGUUAAAGUGAUGUUGCUGAAACUUAUUGAUAUUAUUUUUCUUCAUUAAAGCUAAAAUCUCAUAAUCUAACUUUACAAAAAUUUUGCGUUAAAAUAUCCUUUUUUAACGCCCAUAGAGUUGUUGGGCAAGCUAUUUAAUACGUUGGCUACCUCAUUACCCAUAUUGGGGUGCAUAACCUGUAUUAGGAUGAGUUUAUUUGAUUACUUGUAACAUAACUUGAAGUAGAUUGUACUCCUAACAUAAUUUUUCUGACCAUAUUUGUGCUAGAGUUCUAAAUUACUUCAUUAUCUUAACCAAGACUUGGUUAAUAUUAGAUUGAAACUUAAUUAAUUUAUUCAAAAGUUCGGACACACGAAACAAUCAUACUGAUAAAAAAUAUUAAUUGACACAACUUUGCAUGUUUUAUUGAUAACCUUGUUGCUGAUGUACUCAAAGCAACUCAUAAUCAAUUUGUUCUGCAACUGAAACACUGCGUUGGAUUGAUAUAUCCACACGUAAUCGUCAUGUUUAGAGGCUUCUAGCGCUUCGCCCUCAAGUGACCUCGGCGGUUUGAGGUUAAACGUCUUUUUGUAAGAUAGUCUACCUUUGCCAAGAUAUAUAAGCAACGAUUUCGCCUCAACCCGCCGAGGUCGCUUGCGGGCGAGGCGCUAUAUUUACUAUGAAUCAAUUUAAUCUAAGAUCAUUACCGAUUAAUAAAAGUCAGAAAUGCUAGACUGAGGUUCAGAAUUAUUCACAACAUAAUGAUAAUGGAUAUUUGUUGAAAUCGGAGUUAUUCAAAACUUUGACCUACUCUGUAAAUCGUUAGAAUUCCAGAGCUACGAAUUAUGAGUGAUCUCGUGAUCUUGAAACAGCUAAUAUACUCGAAAACAACUUGUGCAAAAGUUUGUUUUUUAUAUUCCUAUUGUCUGGCUAGCUGUCAAAAUUGGGUUCAGUAUGUGUACCAAUGUUAUAAAUUCCUGACAAUAGUUUUUGCCCUAAACAUCUACAUAACUGCUAAUGCUUGCCAGUUUCUUGCAAUCAUGCCUCAGAUCAUUAUCUCUUAACUACUCUAUGUAAUUUAAUUUUUUAGGUGGGGGUAAACAAUUGUUCAAAUUUUGAACUAUAUACACAAAUUGUAUAUUUUUGUCACCAAGCACAAAAAUAAAUGAUCUGAAAAAGAUAUUUGCUCAUACUUCGAGCAGUUGCCCAAAUUUUACAAAAUUCUAUAAAGGCCUUUAAAUUCCGCACUUUUUUGAAAUUAGUUCUAAUGGCUUAAUAUACAGAGUACAUACUUUUUAAUUAUUACUCAAGAUCACCUUUGCAUUUUAAAAUAAGUAUGAAAAAAAUAAUCCAUCUAACCAACUAAUUACAAGAUUAUCAAUAAACUUGAAAAAAGCUCCACCCAUUUCAAUUUAUAUAGAUUCAAAACUAUAAAGUGAAAAGUUGCAAAGUAGUUUAAAAUUAAAGCAUUUUAAAAGAUGUCUUUGAUUUUUUUUAACGUCAUUAAAUUUCUACAACAAAAUUGUAAUUCAGACUGACUCAACAUCCGAUUGAUAUAAAUGACAUUGUGAUGACAUAGCUAUCAAUAAAAAGAUCAAUUUUAGAAAUGCAAUUCGAGCUCAAUUUUAAGAAAGAAAAUCUUUCAAAGAAUUACAAAAUAGAGUAUCGAUACAACUGCCAAAUUACCUGUAUAAUUUCAUAAUUAAAUAAAUGUGGACCAUACGAAUCGUCGAGCUAUUUACUGUUACUACAAUUACUACUAAAAGAAUGAUGUUUUGUUUUAUUUUCGCUACAUAUCAAAAAGAUAAGAACCAUCACCAUAUUUUUUUUUAUUCAUUCAUAUUAAAAAUGUUCACGUAAAGAUUGGUGUUCGAAAUGAGCAUAUUAUUUAGACAACAAUGACGUGUAUUGAUUAGAAACUCAAUUUAGACAUGGCUGUUUAAGAAAUCUAGUCUUGUAUGUGUGCGCUAGGAAGGAAAUUUAAACGAAAUACUUGCAGCAUGUUGUGUGCUCACACUCUCUAAGUUGUAAAUACAAUAUUCUAAACAAUAUAUUUUUUAACGUCGAGUACAACUCCUCGCAGUACGCUGAAAAAAAGGAAAAACAAAAAAGAUUCAUGACUACAGACCUACUUUAAGAAUAAUCGGUGUCGCGAUUAUUUUGUGAAGUUGUUCCGUUUUGUAAUGUAUAAGGUCUUUGUACUAUAGAAUUUUUAUUAUCUUCAUUUAAUUUUUUUUUGUAGGAUUAAGUUCGUUUCGAGAUGUUCUUGCUUUCGUGUGCAUCUGUGUGAUAGACAUUAAAAAAUGAAAUAAAUUUUUUUUGUACCAUAAUGUGUAAUAUACGUUGCAAUUGUACGU